GCUCUAAGUUUCAUAGCCAGUGGAAAUUAAGUUCGAUUCUCCAGAAAAAAAAACACACAAAGGGCUUGAUUAAUAUGAAAUUUGCCUAAACUUCGUCCCUACACUGUGAUGAAUCAUAGUGGGACUUAACUAACUUCACCACAAGUGUUAAACAGUUCGAAUGAAUUAUUAAGGAGAUGCUUUCAAAGUUCACAUCUUAUUGACAUUAUUCUCCCACAAUAAUGAUACAGAAACUAAGAACAAAAUUCAUCACAUCUUCAACUUGCUGGUUCGAUUAAUCCAUCCGCUAAUAACACAAUGGAUACAUCCCAAAUUAUGCUGUCAAUCAUUCUGCUUCUAUGGCGAUACGUCAAUGCAGAUGUUUGCGAACGCUUUUUCGAGAUGCCGAAUUCCAUCCUACAGGGUCACGUGAUUAAGACAAUAACAACAACCGAGAAAGACUGUCGAGUGAUAUGCAAACGCAACAGCGCAUGCUACUCGAUCAACUACAUCCGUAAAAGGUCGCAAUGUGUCUUGAAUAGCGAUACGCACUUUGGGUUCCCUGAACAUUUCAUAUCUGGCAGUGCACCUGGCGCAUACUACGCUACUUUGAAACCAGUGACAAGCUGCAGUAACAUGUUCUGUAGCAGCGGUAUGGCAUGCAAGAUGCGAGAAGACGGAAAGACACACAAGUGUGAAAAAGCAAUAACCUAUACUCCCCUUGGAUGCUACGUAGAUGUCAAGGACCGUGCCAUUAGUGGAUUUUUCGCAGCGCCAGUUACACUUCAGUAUUGCUUUAAGCUGGCUGUGAGUCGUGGGUACAGAGUAUUCGCAAUGCAGUUUGGCAAUGAGUGCUAUACGGGCGCUAACGCACACAAUACCUAUUCCAAGUAUGGUAGCGGAUCAGGAUGCUCUGGGGGUACCGGGGGAGGAUGGCAUAACGAUGUUUACCAAAUAAACUACUAAAUCUGUGUUACAAAGAUUGCUAAUACCAAAUUACAGUUACACUCAUAAACAUUUAAGUUGAUUGUGUAAACACAUUCACACAGCUUUGAUUAUAGAUUUUCUAUUUUCGUUAGUGAAAACAGAAUUUGCUCAGUAAAUUUUGAUGUCGGUUGUUUUUUCUCUUAGACAUUUUUUGGCUUGUUUUGGCUUUGGCUUGUUGAACAUAUAUGGGCAAUUCCAGCAUUGGCAUUCUUAAUAAAUUUGAUCAAAAUGCGAUUUCUGCAAUAUUAUGCGAACAUUCGUUAUUAAUUUCCAACAUCUAAACCGCUCUCAUGCUUCCGUCAAUCAAACCAACAGAACUUUCUUUAGUGCUUUUUGAUUGGUCAUUGUUCGUUGUGUGAUUGGAAACCAUUUCAGUGCUGCUCGAUGUUCCGAUUUUGAAGAUUGAGGGUCGUGUACAGCUCUAUUGUGUGUAUUAAUUCAGUGUUAAAUCGCGGGAUGACAGGGAAAACUUCCUAGAUUCAAUGGAGCCUCCCUGUAAAAUUGCACUUGUUUAGGGAUCUCGUAAAGUUUAAAAAAAAAUCAAGAAUACAAAAAAAACUUGUAAGAGGAGGAGGGGGUCAAAGCCGACUCGAAAAAAAAAAUUAAAAAUCGAAAAAAAUAUAAAUAUAAAUAUUGUGGAAAGAAAAGGCUGAAAAUAUCAUAUAUCAUAUGGUUUUGAGUACUGUGUAACAACUAGGGGGGUAGGUGCCAGGUUUUACUUCUGUACGUUGUUACACGACAAAGGACUACAAGAUGUUUACAAGAUGUUUUGGGGUAUCCACCGCACCCCUUUUAUAUGCUCCUAAAACGGCAAGUCCAAUCUGAAAACCUAAGCGUUUUACUUCGUUUUAGAUAAUGUUUUUUAGCCAAUGGGUGUACGAAGGGCGACCUUCCUACGUGGGUGUGCCAGUGAGUUAUCCUUGGACUUGCCGUGACCUACGUAAUGAUUACACGGUUAUUAUUGACUGCGGAGGUAACAAUGACUAACAGCAUUCCAAUCAUUUUUGCACUUACUUCCUUAAUACCGAACCUGGCUAUACCAGAGUUUCAAUAAACCUAGAUGAUACUUAGAGA
This is a messenger RNA of Nematostella vectensis (starlet sea anemone), 2040 nucleotides long. RefSeq lists its product as uncharacterized. The record is from RefSeq and is a predicted model, not a curated record. Lineage: Eukaryota; Metazoa; Cnidaria; Anthozoa; Actiniaria; Edwardsiidae. The coding region runs from base 298 to 945 and encodes 215 amino acids. The transcript is spliced from 4 exons.